GUGAGAGAGAGAGAGAGAGAGAGAGAGAGAGAGCGAGAGAGAGAGAGAGAGAGAGAGAGAGAGAGCGAGAGAGAGAGAGAGAUGAUCGAUCGAUCGAUACACACAAACACACACGAGUUGCGUGACCACGAGCCAAGAAGAAUCUUGGAAUAUGUCUGACAACCAAGGAAUGGAGAACAACGACGAAGAACAACAACUUCUCGGUGCCGCGGGUGGGGAAGAUGUCAUAGAUGAUCCCAUCCUAGAGCAGGGAGCAAUUGUCCUCAGAGGGAGCGGAGAGCACAUGCUGGACGAGGUUCAUCGAACCUGGUAUGUGAUUGAGAGAAUAAAUACAGAAGACCCCUGUCGACAAGUUACUUCUGAGGAUUUGGGUGGACGUUCAAAUGAACAACAGGAUCCACAAAUCAAAGAAGUUGUGGAACAACUACUUAAGAUUGCUGAUGAAUUGAACCGAAAUGCAGAGCUCCAACGACUAAUCAACCAGGUUCAAGGAAACUGUGCUCGGGAUAUUUUCAUGAAAGUGGCCAGGAACAUCUUUGCUGAUGGCAUCAACUGGGGUCGAGUUGUGGCUCUCUUCCAUCUAGCAUACAGACUCAUUUACAAGAAAAUCAUGGUACAACAAUUUUUGAAGAAAAUCUUGUCACGGAUGGAGUGUGGAAAGGAGCAGGGCGACCAAGUGCAGCUUGGACCAGGGUUCAUUGGAGGAACUCAAAACACAGACUUGGCACUGACCACAAAUCAUCUUGAGAACAUCAGACUUAUAAUCAGCUGGGUACUCCAGGUUAUCAGAGAGAAACUCUACUUUUGGCUUGUUCAGCAGGGAGGCUGGGAAGGUGUAAUCCGUGGAUGGUCUCACUGGAGGACAGUUACCUUAGUGGCAUCAGUAAUUUUAGUGGCAACCAUUGUUUAUUAUAAACGGACACGCUGACAAACAGCGGACAAUCUUCAAUGCUUCAGUUGGGCACUAAUUGCAACCAACAUUUUCAUUUGUUUAUCGGAAAUGUUUUUUAGGCCAUUAAUUACUGUCAUUGAUAAACCAAAGAAAGGGUUAGGCCAGUGCUUCUCAUUUAUUUUCUGUGAUGCCCCCCUAGGGAGGAGAAAACAUUUCGCCCCCCCCAUGUUAUUAACAUUAAAGGAAAACAAAAAAUAAAUAAAAAGAAAGAUCAACUUACAAUGAAGAAUAACUUUAUAAAUACCAUUGAUUUUUAGUGUAACAAAACAGAUUCAAAGUGCAUCACUGAAAUUAAAAAAUAAAUUAUACUUAUUCAAACUAUAAACAUUCUUGACCAACUGCCAUUUUAUGAUGAAAAAAAUAAAAUAACAUACAUAAUAUUAAAUUAAAUAACAGCAAUAAAUAAUAUUAAAUUCAAAGUAAUCAGCAACAUUAAUUCAGGAGCACAAUACAUAAAAUAUUUUAACCUACAAAACAAAAAACGGCUGGAGGUAGUAUCAGCUCUUCUGCAAUGGUGUUUUCUUUUGCACUGAGCAAUUUGGUACGCUGCUUUAUAUGAUGCUUACAGUGCUUGCUGAUUGAUUGAAGUAGCAUUCACAAAGUGGGAUGAUUGUUCGCAAUAUUCUGCCGUUUUCGCUGAAAACCCUGUGGCAUCUUAUCAGCGUGAUUUUGGUGCAAUGACUUUAUAAUUGCCGUCUUAAUUUAUUUGACUUCAUAUUGUCCGCUGCCAACAUUGUAAGGCACAGUAAACACAACGGUCUUUCCUCGUCUCCCAUCGUAGUCACACUGGAGCUGAGCACUGGAUACGCUUUGUCAUAUUUCCUUCUCUUAGCUUUCGUGUAACUGUCAAUUCUCUUAUCUCCGUCUCUCUCCGCCGUUCUUAUCAACCCUGUUCAAUAUUUUUCCAUGGUGUCCCACUGCACUUUUUAUUGCCUGCUCUGUGCUGUGCUGUGUGUGCGUGUGUUAUGUGCGCUCUACACUGUAGAGCGAAUACUUUUCCAGUGCUACCGCCACUCCCACCUACUGCAGUGGAUGUCUAAUUACCCUUUAAUCUAGUACAGCCAAAAGAAAAGCAUGUUCCCUGGUUUCACACGUGCCCCCCUUGGGAAGCACUGGGUUAGGCCAAUGACUAAAACUACUGAAGAUGUCUCUCUCAGGUUAUCCUCAAUAGAAAUGCAUGUAGACUGCCUAUGACCAUUUUGUCUUCACAGCCAUCACCAACUGCUUGAUUAUCUGGAGUUACGAUUUGCUGCUGCAAUUCUUCCACCAGAUGGCAAUAAUGGGUUUAAACAGAUUACGAAUCUAAUGACUACUGAAUAUGUCACAAGUGUGUUGUAAAUGCUUCAGUGGGUCUUGUUUUCUGGUUGCCAAUAGGUUAUUUGUAAUUGCUCAUUUUUACAGAUUGGACGGUUUUAACUAUAAUAGGUAUGGUAGUCACUGACUCAGCAUUUUAAUGGCUUUUCAUAUGCAAAAUGAAGUCAGUUUUUCUGUAUUUUCCUUUAAUAUUAAAUGUGACUCACUUGUUUCUUUUCUCCACCAUGUCCCUUAAAGAUAAAUAAACAUUCACUGGAUUUGUGUUUUUGCUAAAACAAGUAAAUUUCAUUAAGACACCUCAAUCAGCACUUUUAUAUGGUAUUUGCUCCAGAGGAGUAGUCCCCAACUUGCAGCCUGGAGGCCAUAUGCAGGGUGAUAUUUUGCGGCCUCCUAGUUGACAUCAAAGUUCAAUAUGAGGCCCACAUGUUUUUUGCUGUCAUUUCUGUUCUUGUUUCAAUCAUUAAUGGUCUACCAUAGCUCUGGCUUCUGACUUUUUUCACCGAAAUGUAGUUGAAGUGAGACCAAGCGGAAGGAAAAGAUAUCCCAUCACCUAGUCCCAGUCAUGUCUUUUGCGGUGGAGUCAAAGCUUGGUGAUAAGAACGGCCAAUUUCCGGAAAAACAGAGGUGAAAAUGCUUUUUGGUUGGUGUGGAGUAUCGGGGCACCCUAACUUUGUUGCCAAAGGCGGAAAAGCUAAAAAAUAUCUUUUCAUCACCUCUUUCACUUUAGGCAUUUCCUUUCUUAUGUUUAUUUGGCAUAAGAUGGAGCUCCAACAUAAGAGCUGGUUCACAAUACUCCCAUGAAAUUGCCAGAAUUGGCCUAAUUAGAACAGGUGUGGUGGCAGGCAAGAUAAAAACAAGCGUGUGCACACCCAUUCAGUGCAGCGGGAGAAGUGCAGGGAUGUUGGUGAGUUAUGUUUGAUUUUCAAUACAUUUAAAUAAGUGUUUAGAAAUGCCAAGGUUGUUUCAAAACCUUUCUACAUAUAAGUUAAAAAGUAAAGGUAAAAAAAAUUAGUUAUUCGUGAUAUGGCAAUUUCUACUUCAAAUGGAGCAUCUUGGGUUAAACCCAUCCUUAUUUAAAAAGUUAGUUGAAAAAUUCCUAUUUUUUUCCCCUUAAUUCUUUUUAAGGUUUUCAACCUGCUACUGCUGCUCUGCUGUAGUUGAAAGCAAAUUAAACAAAUUGAAAUUUGAAUAAAAGUUGGAAAAUCUGA
Molecule: messenger RNA, 3474 nt
Organism: Syngnathus typhle (broad-nosed pipefish)
Lineage: Eukaryota; Metazoa; Chordata; Actinopteri; Syngnathiformes; Syngnathidae
Exons: 8
Coding region: 152-928 (258 amino acids)
Biological process (GO): release of cytochrome c from mitochondria; intrinsic apoptotic signaling pathway in response to DNA damage; mitochondrial fusion
Cellular component (GO): mitochondrial outer membrane
Molecular function (GO): channel activity; protein heterodimerization activity; protein homodimerization activity
Source: RefSeq, a predicted model, not a curated record